Closterium sp. NIES-65 is the source of this 2763-nucleotide messenger RNA. Lineage: Eukaryota; Viridiplantae; Streptophyta; Zygnematophyceae; Desmidiales; Closteriaceae. The record is from the annotation of a GenBank genome assembly.
AUGCCGAUCGGACGGCCAUCGCGAGGUGUGCCAGGCCGCGGCGUGGGUCGGUCAGCGUGGCGAGGCGGCGCCGUGGUGGCGCGCACGUCGCUGUGGGACGCGGUGCAAGGCAGCGGCAGUGGCGAGGGCGGGGGGCAGCCGUGGGGGCUGGCAGUAUCAGGGGAGGAGCCGCUGGGGUACAGCGAUGAGGAGGUCGAAGGCAUCGUGCCUCUCACUGACGACGCAGAGGCGUUUGGGCCUGAGGCGUUGUUGCUGCUUGGCUUGACACCUGACGAGAUUGAGAAGGUUCGAGCAGCGCUGGCUGAAGCAGAGGCCAGCUUCAUCUCGCGCUGGCUGAAGCAGAGGCCAGCUUCAUUUCGGUACGCUCCUCUUCUGCUCCGCUGUGCUGCUCCCCAUUGCUUCUUCCCGCUGCUGCUCCUCUUUGGCAUCGUUCCCUCUGCUGGAGCAGACGGCUCAGUGGCGGACGUCACUCUGUGGGACGCCACGGAGAGGCCAGCCCCUCCCUCUUUACCCUCUGUCUGUCCUUGCGUCCCCAUCAACCCUUCUGAAUCGCACCCAACCGCACCCAACCGUCUUGCCCGUCCCCAUCAGCUGCUAUCAGCAGACGAGUCAGUGGCGGAUAUCACUCUGUGGGACGCCAUGGAGAGGGCCGCCCAGCCCUUCCCCUCCGUGCGUGCGCCAUCUGUAGCCGCUGCCCCGCAACCACAGGUGCGCUGCCUGCUGCAUCUGACAGCAGCAGCGUGUGGCCCGAACAACGUGGGCGAGAGGGUGUGCAUCGUGUCAGGGCUGUCAGGCAUUGAGAUCAUGGACCUGGUGGAGAUCAUCAGCAGCCUGGACAUUCCCCGCAUGGAGUAUGCAGCCAAUGCUGCUCAGCACUUCCACAUGUACCAAGGACGAGCCAUGGUGCCCAAGUCGGCAGCCAGGCCAGUGAAGGAGGUGGUGAUUAAGCAAUCAUUCUCUCCUCUUCUCUCCUCCUUCCCCCUGCCCCCGCUGACAUACCGCCCAUGGACCAUGGACAUCCCGCCCAUGGUGUAUGCAGCCAUGGUGCCCAAGUCAGCAGCCAGGCCAGUAAGGGAGGUGGUGGAGGAUCUGGUGGCUGACCACCGCCUGCUGUACAGCCAGUCGGAUCGCAUCGAUGCAAAUCCGCUCGCGGCGCCACCUAUCCGCAAAUCCGCACGCGGCGUCGCGCUACAAAUCUGCUCGCAGCGGCGCCUCGCCGCCCCACGCUACCUCCUCACGCCACCGCGAUCACGCGGGCCGCGCCACACACUGCGGGCCCUCGUGCGCCUCCCAAUAUCUUUAGUCCGCUGCCCUCUCCCAAUUUACGGCCUCCCGAUCUCCCAUUACCGCCUCCCAUUCUCCCCUUCAAACCUCCCCUUCUCCCCUUACCACCUCCCUGCAUCCACACCUCCUCUCACUGCAUCCCCAUCUCCCCUCUCUGCAUCCCCAUGUCCCCAUUAUCUCCCCAUCCAACCCCAUUCCGCCACGUCCCUACCCGCAUCGCCGCUUCCCUCCCUUCCCUGCCUUCCCUGCCUUCCCUGCCUUCCCUCCCUUUCAUCUCUUCCCUCCCAUCCUUCCCUCCCGUCCCUCCCGUCCCUCCGUCCCUCCCGUCCCUCUCUUCCCUCCCGUCCCUCCCCGUCCCUCUUUCCUCCGUCCCUCCCGUCCCUCCCGUCCCUCUCUUCCUCCCGUCCCUCUCUUCCUCCCGUCCCUCCCUUCUCUCCCUGCGCUCCCUCCCUCCCUUCCCUUCCUUCCCUCCCUUCUCUCCCUUCCCUCCCUUCUCUCCCUUCCCGCCCUUCUCUCCCUUCCCGCCCUUCUCUCCCUUCCCGCCCUUCUCUCCCUUCCCGCCCUUCCCUUCCUUCCCUCCCUUCUCUCCCUUCCCGCCCUUCUCUCCCUUCCCGCCCUUCCCUUCCUUCCCGCCCUUCUCUCCCUUCCCGCCCUUCUCUCCCUUCCCGCCCUUCCCUUCCUUCCCGCCCUUCUCUCCCUUCCCGCCCUUCUCUCCCUUCCCGCCCUUCUCUCCCUUCCCGCCCUUUCUCUCCCUUCCCGCCCUUCAGUCCCUCCGUGCCUACCUCCCUCUUCAACUCUCCCUUCCCUGCCUACCCUCCCUUCCCUCCAUCCCUCCCUUCCCCCUUUCCCAUCAAUCCCUCCCUUCCCUUCCCCCCCCCCGUCUCUCCCUUCCCUCCCUGUCCCCCUUCCCUCUUUCCCUCCCUUCCCUCCCUUCUCUCCCUUCUCUCCCUUCCCUCCCUCCCUCCUUUCCCUCCUUUCCCUCCGUUCUCUCCCGUCCCUCGCUUCCCUCCUUCCCUCCCUUCCCUGCCUUCCCUCCCUAACCUCCCUUCUCUCCCUUCCCUCCCGUCCCUCCCUUCUCUCCCUUCUCUCCCUUCUCGCCCUUCCCUCCCUAACCUCCCUCCUCCCCAUCUUCUCAACCCCUCUUCCCUUCCUUUCCCUGCAUCCCCAUCUUCCCGCCCUGCAUACCUCUCUCCCCUUCCUGCUUCCCCAUAUCCACUGCAUAUUUCCCCAUCUCCCCUCCCUGCAUCCUCCCUAAACCCUUCCUUGCUUCUCCUCACUUAUCCCCCGCCCCCUCCUGCCUCCUUCAUUCCCCCCCCUGCUUCCCCUCAUUUCCCUCCUCACUGUGCCCUCCGCAGGCCUCCCUGCUCUACUAUUCUCUCUCUUGUUACCUUCCCUGCCGUCCCCCAACGCUGGAAGCGAUCUCAAUGUGCUUUUCCUCACAUGCCCUCCAAGCCUGCUUCUCCUCACUUCUCCCCCUGA